UCCAAACCCACAGCACAAGAUAAAAGCCGUUAAUAUAUGGGUUUCUGUACAGUGGAAAGUACCACAAGCAUAUGCCAAUCUCUUUGCAUAUGUAUUCUAAAGUAACAGCUCCCAUAAUUCUAAACCACUACAUACAGUGUUAGUGGGCAGGUGAUAACAGGCGAGUUUCUUGGAUUUAUUGUACUACAUUUUUCUCUUGUAACUGGAAUUUAUGAAAGCAUCUGGCACACACAAUUUCAUCCAUUAAUGUAACAGUGCUAUUUGGAGCAGAUAUUUGAAUAACGUUUAGCCCAGGAGCAUCCUCUGGGUGAGCGUUUAACCAUCAUAGCUUGGAAAUUAUCAUCUAGAUUCAUUGGGGAAUUGAGAUAGUCUGGUGGGGGAAGGGCUUGUCACAUGUUCUGUUGUUAGCUACACCCCCUUUGCAGGACUGCUCACUGCUGGAUUCACAGGUAUAGGUACAACCAGGCUCUCCGCAACCAGACUGGUUUUAGGUGGUCUAGAUGCAAUCGAUUCACACAGGGAUAUUAUUCCCUUCAAUCAAAGACACCGUUUUUACUGCCCCUGCUCUCAGGAUCCCCACAAGAUGCUUCCCGAGCAUUAUCAAGCAGCAGCUGUAUCAGGAGCAGCCUUUGGAAGGAGCUGUUCGCAAUGUGAAGCUCGGCACUGAGCAUGUCCCUGGAGUGCAGCCUGCGAGCAGCUCAUUAUGCACCCAGGCAGCAGAUGGAAGAGAAGCACAGCAAACAUUCGCAUAUCUGCCCACAAAGCCAAGGAAACGCGGCUUCAUCGCAAGCCUCGCCCCUGCAGCACAUCUCAAGUACUGGAACCGGAAUGAUCUGCUUGGCACAAAGGACAGGGCUCUGAGCAAUAUGGGCAACCAGGACGCUAAGCUUAAAAAAUGUUCAGGUGAUGUGCAGGAAGGAGCCGAGACUGGGCCCAAAGAUGGAGAGAAUACAAAGAAAGGAGGAAAAAGGACCCUGGGAAAAAGAGGCGAAGGGAACAGUAAAAAGCGAAGCAAAUCCGAACCCAGACCGUCCGUGUUCUCCAAUUUAAGGAUUAGGAAAACGUUAUCCAAGGCCAGGGAUGGAACCUGUGGUUCCAAGGAAGACGUGCUAGGGAGCCAGGCCCUGCACACUGAGGAGCUGGACAGCGCCUGUUCGGUGCUGACGAAAACCCCAGACAUCAGCAUUUCGGCAGAUGAAGCCGGCCUUUCAGAUACAGACGCAGAUCAUUUUGAAAUUCCCCACGAUGUGCCGGCGGCUCCUGCUAACAGCGAUGCUCAGGAAGGACAAAGGAUCAGCUCGGGCUCUGACACGGAUAUCUACAGCUUCCACUCUGCCACCGAACAAGAUGAUUUGCUCUCUGACAUUCAGCAGGCCAUCAGAUUGCAGCAAGCGACUUGCGAUAGCGACACCAGUCAUCUGCUGUCAAAAGUUAUGGGCGGGCCCCUCGCUAACUCCCACACUCUGUUUUUGGAUGCUGCUGAACACCUUGUCGCACCUGAGAAAGAGGACACCCAGCUGGCAGGUGAGUGCCCACCGGCACCUAUAGCUGUGGAGGAGCAGGACCUUGCUGGAACCGGAGACGUAAGACCAGAUCUUACGGAAAUAUCUGAUUUCAUCCUAGAGCCUUCCUUGGACGAGCAAGCUGCUGCCCAGAUUCACAUUCAGGUUUCUACUCCGGUCACUAGUAAGGAGGGUGAGAGUGUAGCAUCCCCCCAGCCUGACACUGACAAUGAAACUAUCGGACCUGAAGAAUCAAGCGGAGACUUGGCAGUUCACAAUAUUUUCUACGAGAAUUGCCAAUCAAAGGAUACAGGCUACUUGCCAACCCAAAGUCAGAGGCUUAAUGGUUCUACAGACCUGAUUGAUUGUGCUAUAAAUGGCACCCCCACUACACCUCAACUUGCCACAAAUCACUCUGGUGUCAAGCCCUACCCACCCAUAAAUCCUUGUUACAUUAAAACAACCACCAGACAGCUCAGCUCCCCCAAUCAUUCUCCAUUUGCCUCCCCAUCUCAUAGCCCCCAGUUAUAUAGAAAACAAGGACAGACCUUCAAGCAUGAAAGUGCCAUGAGGAAAAAGAGGUCCUGUAGUUUGAUUGGUAAUAUCAGCAGAUCUGCUGACUGGACAGAGGAACUGAUCAAGGACCAGAAUAAACCUCUGAGGAAGGGGAGUUUCUCUGAUUUCCUAGUGUUUGGAGAAAAUGGGAAGGGGACAGAAAGUCUUCCAAGUGAAUCCAGAAAGUCUAGUGCCCAGGCGUCUGCUUCAAGUUUUCCAAAUGUAUUUACAGGACGUACUCUUUUGGAAAAGCUUUUCAAUCAAAAGAAAAAUGCACCUGAAGAAGCAGAGAAACUUUGUUCCCAGAUCAUUGCUGUUGGUCUGUUGCUGCCUUUCAGUGAUUGCUUUCGAGAUCAGUGUAGCAAAAGUGCACCACAAAUUCCAUCCACUUUCGAUCAAGACCAGCUUUAUACAUGGGCUGCAGUUAGUCAACCAACUCACUCACUAGAUUAUUUAGAGGGACGUUUUCCUAGAAGAAUACAAGCAGCAUGGCCACCAGUCACCAAAUCUACAGUAGGAGAGGAGGAAUAUCUGUCUCAUGACUCAGAAGUGGAAAAUAAAGUUAAAGAAGAGUCUGUGCCAAUGAAGGAAGAUUCACAGCUACCAUAUUCUUUACUUAAAGAAGACCAUAUUCAAAUAAUACAGCAGCUUGAGCAAACUAUAGAGGAUUUGAGGACUAAACUUGCUCAACGUGAAAAACAUAAUAAACAAUCAAAUAUUUUAGCCUGGGAUCAAAUAAAACCAUCAUCUGAACCAUCCAUUAAAGUGAAAGAUAAAUUGCAUAUAUCUUUAAAAAUGUGUGGAGAAGGAAAAUCUGUCCAGACUUCUCCAGUAGAAGAAUUUGUUCUACAGAAAGUGCCUCCUUUGUCCAUAUUAGCACAGUUAGAUAGUUCGGCUAGAAGCAAAAAUUUAAAGCAAUUACCAUCAAGUUUAGAACUUCCAUCACAUUUGACUUACUGCUCUGAACUAUCUGUGGUUUUAUCACCGAAACCAAAUUCACAGCAAAUUGAUUCAUCAGAAAUAGCACAGAAUGGAUCUGCUUCACAGACUGGACAUGCACCUGCAUCCUUAACUGUGUCAGAAUCCUCGGAUCACAAGCAAAUCCUCUCUAGAAUUCCAACCCCACCUCCAUUGCCUCUGCUUUUUCCCAUAAAUAAUCUUGAACAUGCUUCUCAAAUGCUGCCUGAUAAGAGUGACCUUGGUCCAUGUAAAACUUAUAUACUUCCACCUCCCCCCCCUCCUCCUCCUUCAUUUAUUUCUGGUAUGGGAGUUCCUUCCCCACCACCACUUCUAUCAAAUCUAUACUUUGGCAACCAACAUCCUAUGCCGCCUCCUCCCCCCCCUCCUCUUCCUAAUGGUGGAGCAUUCCCGUGUCUACCUCCUCCACUUCCUCCCCUACCUUCUUCAUUAUUUGGGUCAGGUAUUCCACCUCCUCCUCCUUUGCCAAAUGGAAUUAGCAUUUUAAAUGCACCUCCCCUACCACCUCCCCCUCCUCUUCCAUCUGACAUCGGAAUGAACCAUGCUGCUGCUUUUCUUGCUGUUCAUCUGCCUCCUCCCCCACCUCUUCCACCUGGCAUGGGGGUGUCACCAUCACUUCCAUCUAGUACUGGUAUGCCCCCACCACCUCCUCCACCCCCUCCUCUGCCCUUUCCAUUAGGAAUUGGUUCCAGGCCUAUUUCACCUUCUAUGGGUAACAGACCACCACCUCCUCCACCACUUCCAGCUGCCUUUUUUGGGUCUUCCCCUUCACCAUUACCUUGUUCCGGCCCUACUCCUCCGCCUCCUCCACCACCGCUGCCAUCAUUUCCUGGCACAGAGCCUACUCAACCUUGUUUUUUAGCAUCACAUAUGCAAGGAUCAAUUCUGCCUUCUUUUGCUUGUGCACCAGCACUUGGUUGUCUUACACCUCCAUUGCCAGCUGGAUUAUUUGCUUUUGGAAUGAAUCAAGAUAAAGGACAUCGAAAAGCGCCAAUUGAGCCAAGCAAACCUAUGAAGCCUCUCUACUGGACAAGAAUUGAAUUACAUGGGAAAAGAGACUCCAGGGUAUCACUUGUUUGGGAAGCUGUCAGCGAGCCAAAAGUGGACUUUCAUGAGUUGGAAAAUCUUUUCUCUAAAACUGCAGUAAAAGAGAGAAAAAAGCCAAUUUCUGACACCAUAGCGAAGACAAAAGCUAAACAAGUUGUCAAGCUGCUAAGCAAUAAAAGAUCACAAGCAGUGGGAAUAUUAAUGUCCAGUCUUCAUCUCGAUAUGAAAGAUAUUCAGUAUGCUGUGUUGAAGAUGGACUACUCUGUGGUUGAUCUAGAAACUCUUCAAGCUUUGUUUGAAAAUAGAGCUGUACCAGAAGAACAAGAAAAAAUAGAUAAGCAUGUCAAGGCUUCAAAAACUAAAGAUCAGUCUAAACCUCUCGACAAACCUGAACAGUUCCUUUAUGAAUUGACGACAAUUCCUAAUUUUACAGAAAGAGUGUUCUGCAUUCUGUCUCAUUCGACCAUUUCAGAAAGCAUUGUUUCUAUAUGUCGCAAGCUUGAAUUACUACAGAAAGUCUGUGAGAACUUAUGGGAGGGUCCAGUUCUACAAGUUUUGGGGCUGGUUCUUGCCUUUGGAAACUAUAUGAAUGGAGGAAACCGAACUCGUGGACAAGCUGAUGGCUUUGCAUUAGAUAUUCUACCAAAGCUGAAAGAUGUUAAAAGCAAUGAUAACAGCAGGAACCUUCUUUCUUACAUUGUGUCAUACUACUUACGCCACUUUGAUGAGAAUGCUGGUAAAGAAGAGUGUCUCUUCACUCUCCCAGAACCUCAAGAUCUAUUUCAAGCCUCCCAGAUGAAGUUUGAAGAUUUUCAGAAGGAUCUGCGAAAAACAAGAAAAGAUUUUCAAGCUUGCGAGACAGAAGCUGAUAAAGUGUAUAAGAAAUCAUUAGAAGAACAUCUACAGCCUUUCAAGAAUAACAUGGAAGAGUUUAUAAGUAAAGCCAAAAUUGAACUGGAGGACACUGAAAAAAUCCUGACAGAAGUUCAUUCAAGGUUUCUAGAAACAACAUCCUAUUUUUGCGUAAAGCCAAAAAUUGGCGAGAAAGAGGUCUCUCCAAAUUCUUUCUUCAGCAUCUGGCACGAAUUUACUACUGACUUUAAAGACUUUUGGAAGAAAGAAAAUAAACUUAUUCUACAAGAGAGGUUGAAAGAGGCUGAAGAAGUAUAUAAACAAAAAAAGGAAAAAACAUCAAUAAUUGUGAAACCAAAACAUGAAUCUGGAAUAAAAGCAAAACUAAGCUUAAGAAGCUGAAGAGGAUUUAAGACAACCAUUUACGUAAAAGAAUACAGAAGAAAAACUAUUACUAAUUUCUGGAAGUCACCUAAGCAUAAAAAUGUCUAUGUACAGAACAGAAAUCUUGUUUUUUAUUUGUAAAUAGGUAAAUUAUAAAGCUACAUAAGCAAUUACAGUUUCACACAUUAUGGGGUAUUUGCUCAUCAGUUCUAAACUUAUGAAUGUACAGAGUAUCAUUUUAGCAGAAAUAAUUCAUAGAAGCCUUUGUAAUUUAAUGUAACAUGAGUUUCAAAUGUAAUACUUUUAUUUUUCUUUGUAAGUGUAAUAUUCUAUGUUCAUAUGAAAUGUUUACCAUUCCCUUCAUAUGUUCCUUUGCUUUUUACCAUACUCCUCGCCUAAACUCUGUAUGUUGAAAUGAGUAAUCAUAAUAUUAAAACUAAUGUGCAAUACUUAAGUUUUUCUACUUCAGGUUUUUCUAGAUUGUUAAUGUAUAUAAUAAAAUUACUAAUAAACUGA
This is a messenger RNA of Xenopus laevis (African clawed frog), 5834 nucleotides long. It is a transcript of the gene fmn2.L, whose product is annotated as formin 2 L homeolog. Gene Ontology annotation, molecular function: actin filament binding; actin binding. NCBI's taxonomy places the organism in Eukaryota, Metazoa, Chordata, Amphibia, Anura, Pipidae. The transcript is spliced from 19 exons. Gene Ontology annotation, cellular component: cytoskeleton; cytoplasm. The record is from RefSeq and is a predicted model, not a curated record. The coding region runs from base 501 to 5336 and encodes 1611 amino acids. Gene Ontology annotation, biological process: actin cytoskeleton organization; cortical actin cytoskeleton organization.